Molecule: messenger RNA, 1404 nt
Organism: Phytomonas sp. EM1
Lineage: Eukaryota; Euglenozoa; Kinetoplastea; Trypanosomatida; Trypanosomatidae
Source: the annotation of a GenBank genome assembly
AUGCUGUUGGACUACUCCACGUGCCUGCUCAGGCUGACGGACGUGGAGCGGGAGAAGCUACAGCUGGUGGUGGCUGCACUAAAGGUGAGCGAGUACACCGACGACGUCGACGAUUUCAGGAGGCCGUAUGAUACAAAGAAGCGGAUGGUGAAGGCCAUGGUGGAGCUGUUUGACAUCAUCACCGGCCUGGCGGUGGCCUCGGAUGUGAUCCCGAAAUCGACCAAGAACGCCUUGCUAGCGGGAGACACCAAACUGUCGGUGCUGGUGCCGCUGCUGGAGGAAUUCUUCGAGAUCCUGCGCCGGCACAAGCGCCUGAACCCCUUUAGUCACCGCGAGGAAUACGGAAAGCUCGUGAUGCUUUUGCAGGACGUCCAGAACCGAACUGUGGCCUCCAUUCUGGGCAUUCAGAGUAGCCUGGUCAUUCCUUGUCGAACGGUGGGGGCAGCCCUCAGGGAAGUCGGUGCGGAGCAGCUGCUGCACGACAACGAGCUGACGAGCGUAGGGUACCUUCGCAAGCGGGGGAAGGAAAAGGAGGAAGGAAUGCAGGUGAUUAUCAACAAGUAUGGCGGCGACGAUCCCGAGAGGAGGGGUGUGGUGGAGCGCUGCCUGCGCUCGAUGGACGAUGUUAGCCAGUUCCUGCGAUCGAACUGCCGCCCGCUGCGAUUCCUCUCGGAGUGCGUGAAGGAGGAAUUUCAGAGCAUGGACAGCUCCAGCGUGUACAAUCUGUCGAUUUCGGCGGGACGUGGCGGAGCCCGGUUCUCGCACAACCACAAGCUGCAAUGUCAGUACGUCCGGGAAUCCCUGUAUCUCUGGGAGACGGUGCAGCGGCGUAUCUUCGAGAUGUGGGAGGUUGCUGAGGCUGAUAUGCUGGUGGAUGGUGGUGGUCGCUACGACUUCGUGAACACGGGGCAGGGCUACCACCGCAUGUGUUUCGCUCCGAAGAGCUACUCGGCGAUGUCUGCGUGCGUGCAACACGCGGAGCAUCGAAUGGGGGGUUGGGUGGGCAUCAAGGUGAUCCACCUGGGCGAUCGCGAUGUUCCCAACCCGCUGGUGUUCAUUGACAAAUACACCGUGAUCCCGCGUAUCGUGCAGCCGAUCGUUCACGUGCUGCGUGAGCUGCAGCGCGCGUUCGGGAAGGGGGACUGCCGCGACGACGAGAAGACCGGCGAAAGCAUCACGUACCCUGGCCUCAAAGGGUUUCUGGAAUCCAAAUACGGCAGCUACGAAAAGCUCAAGCUGAUGAUCCUGUCGGACUUCUUCAAGCAUGCCUUUGACGGCUCGGGCGAUGACGGUGGUAGCUGCAUCGAUGGUCGCCUCACGUCGGCGUGGAAUUGGUGCCAUGAACUGCACAACAAACCCUACUACGAUGCCUUCGUGCUAUCUGGUUUCAAUGGAUUUGAUUAA